Messenger RNA from Eruca vesicaria subsp. sativa (arugula), 180 nucleotides. The record is from the annotation of a GenBank genome assembly. Lineage: Eukaryota; Viridiplantae; Streptophyta; Magnoliopsida; Brassicales; Brassicaceae.
AUGGAGAUGGAGAAAGUAAAGAUCGAAGAGAUUCAGUCCACCGCGAAGAAACAGCGGAUUGCUACUCACAUUCACAUCAAUUGUCUUGGCCUCGAGAUUGCAGUUGGUAAUUUGCUCGAUGCUCGUCCGGGUGUUAGGGGUUUAAAGUUCAUUGCUCUCUUUGCUAUGCUCAAGAGUUAA